Molecule: messenger RNA, 8637 nt
Organism: Bombyx mori (domestic silkworm)
Lineage: Eukaryota; Metazoa; Arthropoda; Insecta; Lepidoptera; Bombycidae
Gene: scrib
Product: protein lap4
Exons: 36
Coding region: 189-6995 (2268 amino acids)
Biological process (GO): establishment or maintenance of epithelial cell apical/basal polarity; embryo development; neurotransmitter receptor transport postsynaptic membrane to endosome
Cellular component (GO): postsynaptic density; postsynaptic membrane; basolateral plasma membrane
Molecular function (GO): protein binding
Source: RefSeq, a predicted model, not a curated record
AAACUAGCAACACUGACAGUUAGUGGCAUCGUUUCGUGUAGUGAGGUGCGAGCUGCUGUUUUAGAGAAAAACAUUGUAUCGCAAUGGUAUUCACUAAACCAAAAUAGCAUUAUUUUAUUGAAGUGCUCAAAUAUGUAUCGUUGUAGUGUUUUAUUCUGUUAUAGUUUAUGUGAAGUGUAGUGUUCAACAUGUUUCGAUGUAUACCUUUGUUCAAAUGUAAUCGCCAAGUGGAAAGUGUAGACAAGCGGCACUGUUCGUUGCCAACAGUACCUGAAGACAUUUUGCGGUAUUCUAGGAGCUUGGAAGAACUAUUACUGGAUGCUAAUCAUAUAAGAGAUUUACCUAAGAAUUUCUUCAGAUUACAUCGAUUAAGGCGACUUGGUCUCAGUGAUAAUGAGAUACACAAACUGCCAGCUGAUAUCCAGAAUUUUGAAAAUUUAGUAGAAUUGGAUGUAUCACGCAAUGACAUUCCGGAUAUACCUGAGGACAUCAAGAAGCUGCGUGCCCUCCAGAUCGCGGACUUCAGCAGCAAUCCUAUACCAAGGCUGCCGGCCGGCUUCAGUCAACUUCGGGCCCUUACGGUCCUCGGCCUCAAUGAUAUGUCUCUUACUAGUUUACCCAACGAUUUCGGCAGUUUAGUGUCACUUCAAUCUUUGGAAUUGCGAGAAAACCUACUUAAGUCACUGCCAGAGUCCUUGAAGAAUUUGACCAAUCUCCAGAGACUAGAUUUAGGUGAUAAUGAAAUUGAGGAAUUGCCAGGGUUUAUUGGAGAGCUUCCUGCUUUAGAAGAACUUUGGUUGGACCAUAACAAGUUGCAGUAUUUGCCGCCUGAGAUCGGCAAUCUCAAAGCGCUGAUCUGCUUAGAUGUUAGUGAGAACAAAUUAGAGAAGAUACCAGAAGAAAUUGGCGGACUUUCAUCAUUAACCGACUUGCACCUCUCCCAAAACAUGUUAGAAUCCAUACCUGAUGGUAUAGGUCAUUUAUACAAGUUAACUAUACUGAAGUUGGACCAAAAUAGAUUACAUACAUUAAACGAAAACGUUGGAAGGUGUACAAAUCUACAAGAGCUUAUAUUAACGGAGAAUUUUUUAACGGAAUUGCCUGACUCUAUUGGAAAUCUCAACAAGUUGACCGUUUUGAAUGUAGAUAGAAAUUCGUUAGCCGAAAUUCCGAUGGAUAUCGGUAAUAUGACGCUGUUAGGGGUCCUGAGUUUAAGAGAUAAUAAAUUGACGAAACUGCCGAACGAAUUAGGGAACUGUACGUCACUUCACGUUUUGGACGUAAGCGGAAAUCGGUUGCAAUACCUUCCGUACACGCUGGUAAAUUUGGAACUAAAAGCGGUGUGGUUGUCCGAAAACCAAGCGCAACCACUCUUGACUUUCCAAACGGACAGAGACGAAAGCACCGGGGAGAACGUCCUUACUUGUUUCCUCUUACCGCAGCUCAGUUACACUCAACAACCAGAGCUGGAACACACAUCAGAAGUCGGCAGUGGACAGUGGUACAGGGAUCACAAAUAUAUAUCACGGUCGGGGGAGAUUGAUAAUAUCAAAGAUACGAGCGUUUCCCGCGAUCGUGAUUCGGACAACGAAGAUUGGGAGGAGAAGGAGGCGUCGCGCACUCAUUCCGUUAAGUUCACGGAAGACGUUUCGGACGUUCGAGAGACACCGUUCGUAAGACAGAACACGCCUCAUCCGAAAGACUUGAAAGCGAAAGCUCACAAGCUUUUGGCUGGACGAUCACCGGACAAUGCGAUCACGCAACCAGCGAAGACCGAAUCGCCCACUACGAACGGAUUACCUUUGUCCCCUAUAAAAAUUGUUCCAGUCGUAGAAGAGAAAGUAGAGGACGAGGUACAGAAAAUCGAAGAGAUCCCGGAAAUAAUUAAAGACGACGACAGCGACACUAUAACUGCAGUGGAUCGGGAUUCCUCUGAAACUGAAAAUGAUGAAAACGAAGACUCGGACGAACUUGAGCGGGGCGAGAAGCGCGUGGUGUGGCGCAGCUCGGUGGAGGAGCGCGGUGCUGGGUGCGCGGGGGGCCGCCUUCACCGCCGCGACACGCCUCACCACCUCAAGAACAAACGCGUCAACAUGAUGGACGCGGGACGGGCGCGCGACCUCAUAGCGCAGGCGAUCAAGAAACAAGAACUAAACGAUGAACGCAAACCCGACGAAGAAGCCACAGAAGACAUUCCAGACGGCGAGUCUGUGUCGGAACGUGCAGAGAGCGAAGCUCGUUUAGUUGGCGAACAGCGAUGCAUCGAGGUGCGGAUAAAUCGCACAGCCGGCGGGCUCGGCCUUAGUAUAGCGGGCGGACGCGGUUCCACUCCUUACAUCGGUAAUGAUGAGGGAAUAUUCAUAUCAAGGGUCACGAAUAACGGACCAGCCUAUUUGGCCGGACUAAGAGUCGGAGACAAGGUGCUCUCGGUGAACGGUACAUCUGUUGUAGACGUCGAUCAUUAUUAUGCGGUGGAAGUGCUUAAAGCGAGCGGUCCCACGCUCACACUGGUCGUGACCAGGGAUUCGCCCAAUUCAACCAGGACCCACAGUCGUGCCCCCAGUGGAGCUAGUCAUCAUUCUGUGUCCAGUACAACAGAUACGGUUUCUACUUUGGAAAAUGGACAGGUGCCAACAAAUCGGAGCUUACAGACGAAAUCGCUCAUCAUCGGCAACCAAUAUGCUCAGGAAUACGAACAGGAGUUCAAGGAGCAAGUACUCAAUCAGUCUACGCCGAUCAUCGCGACUCCCGUUGCGAGUCACAGCCCCUCGCCUCCCCAAAUGAGAACUGAGACUUACCAACGAUUGCAAGCAUCGCCACCUCCUGCAACAACUCCUUAUAUACCCCCAGUUUACCAACAAAAGGUGCUAGUUCACACGACGUUGAUCCGCGACGGCGCCGGCCUCGGGUUCAGCAUCGCCGGCGGGAAGGGCUCGCCGCCGUACCGCGAGGACAGCGACGCCAUAUACAUCUCGAGGAUAUCCCCGCAGGGCGCCGCCGCUAAGGACGGGAAGAUGCAAGUCGGCGACAAAGUUGUUUCGAUCAACGGUGUCGAUAUGGAGAAGGCGGCUCACGAAACGGCCGUUUCGCUUCUUACGGGACACGAGAGGUUUGUCAGGCUCGUCCUCCAGCGUACCAUCACUACCGAACAAGGCGACCAGCCCCAACGCAAGUCGACAACAGAUGAAGUGAGAGACCACAAGACGAGUCUACAGAAUUUGAAUACCACGCCCACACCGAAACUCACGAACGAUCACGUCGCACCCCUCACACAGUCCGCCCCGCGCCCCGCACCGCAACCCCUCGUACAGCCGCACGCGCCCGCACACACGCCCGCACACGCGCCCGCACAGCCGCAGACCGCCACCCCGCUCGUGUACGCCCAAGCACCGACGCACGCCCAGCGAUUAUCUUACGCACCCUCCAACACCCUUCCACCUCAGCCGGCACCGAGAAAAUUGAGUCAAACAAACGGACAGGCGCCUACCACGAAACCCAGCACUAACAGUACGAACGCCCCCCUCACCGCCGGCGCCCCGCAGGCUUCCACCGACGACGUAUUCGAAGACAUACAGCCAUCGCGACCGAUAACGAACGAGGAGUUCCAAGCGAUGAUUCCCGCUCACUUCCUGGGCGGGCCCCGCGCCCGGCCUGCUCACGAGGGUCCGCCCGAGCGCGGCGUCCGCGUCACGGUAGAGCGCGCACCCACCGGCGUGGUGCUGCCUCCGCCGCCGGACGCGCUCGGCCGCGUCACGGAGACCAUCACCAAGUCGACCUUCACCGAGACCACCGUCACACGGGUCACGGACAACCACUUCGUUGCGCCCCUCAUCAUAGAAGAUGUCACUCUCUUGAAGGAAGGCGGAUCCCUUGGUUUCAGUAUCAUCGGCGGCACCGAUCAUUCGUGUGUACCGUUCGGAGGAAAGGAACCAGGGAUUUUUAUCUCACACGUCGUGCCGGGAGGAGUCGCGGCGCGCUCAGGCAAGCUCCGCAUGGGUGAUCGUUUGCUGAAAGUGAACGGAAACGACUUGGCCGGAGUCACGCACCGCGACGCUGUACAGCUUCUGCUGCAGCCCGGCGCCACGCUGUCGCUCACCGUUCGUCACGACCCACUACCUAUCGGAUACCAGGAAUUAACGAUCAUAAAACAAGAAGGCGAGAAACUCGGUAUGCAUAUCAAGGGUGGCCUUAAAGGACAGCGUGGCAACCCUAACGAUCCCAACGAUGAGGGAGUUUUCAUAUCAAAAGUCAACAGCGGCGGAGCGGCCAGAAGGGAUGGCAGGCUCAAGGUCGGCAUGCGUCUGUUAGAAGUCAACGGUAUUUCGCUACUGGGAGCGACCCACGCGGAGGCUGUCAACGCGCUGCGUUCGGCCACGCUCGCGCCGCUCCAUCUGGUUGUCUGCCAAGGAUACACCAGACCGGAGAAGUAUACGACCGGUAGCGAAAGCGGGACGACUGAAACCGGCGGCUCUCUGUCUCACUCAACGUCAAGCCUGGAUAGGGACGAACCGUUGCACAGCCAACAACCGGAGCAGCAUUAUCAACAGGAUCUAGUUGAGUUUGAACACGAGAAGCAAGUCGCCGAAAUGGGAGGGAAAUCUACACCCGAAAAGGUGUUAGAUAUAGUUCACGCCGUCGAGAGUAUGGCGAUGGAGCCCGCUCCGUCUCACUCGCCGGAGCCGCAGCACAAGACGACCACGGUGGUCAUGUCCAAACACACCCUCCAACCUCAGACGUCUAGUUCGCAAGCGGCGCCUUCGUCUCCGUUACCCGUGUCGAUACAACAGAAGGUGCGCAGCCCCGCGACCCCGACCUCGCCGCUAGAGCCCGCCCUCCAGCGUCCGCUACAGCCGCCGCCGCCUCCCCCGGUCAAACAGAAACCUCAAGUUCCCCGAAAACCGCAAACGAAGCGAGUUAGUUUCAUCUCGGACCCUCGAGAAGAUUCGAUGAACAACAACUCAUUCCAUUUAGAAUCGCAUGCAGAGCAUGAUACGGAUCGAACGGAGACCGCUACCGACCUUAACGAUGCAUGCGAGGGAGUCGGCUCCUUACUAAUCCGAAAUAAAUCACUAAAAACAGAUACGAAGGUAUCGAAACCCGUGUCGAGAGCGAGUUUAAUACUCCCCGAUGACCUCAUAAUACCGCCUCCGCCGCUGUUCGACAGCUACGUAAGUGACGCUUCGCCAAAUACGUUCCGACAAACAGAAUCUAUCGACCCAGGCCCUCCACUCCUAACCAUUGUCCCAGAACGCUUAGUCUUACCAGGGCCCGUUGUGGCUGAAACAUCCAUGCAGUCUUCGAACUCUUCAGCCUCUUCUGUAAUAGAAGGUCCUCCCCCGAUCAAUUACGGUGCGUUUCCCAAAGUAAUAGAAACCUCUACUAUUGCUGAAGUACCGACUCGAUCAUCAAUAGUUUCGGAAGUGCCCGCGUAUCAAGUUUUUCGAACGAAAGAACUGGCACGUGCGGACAGCGAUAAUGUGUUUCAUAGAGAAUUAUCUGUCAGUUCGACUGGAGAGCCUGACCCCCCUGCACUAUUACAAGCUCGAUAUAAAACAUUACCAUCCGUAUCACACGUUCCUAAUUCUCCUUGUAGUUUGCAUCCAGACAAAACGUACUUUGAUGAUGACACAGAACAACCCUUACAUCAAUCCUUAAGAGAUCUUAGAUGUCAAAACUUUUCACCAGUAAUGGCACAUUCGAACACGUACCCCGCUAUCAACCCAUACCCUUCAUUGACCACAGUUGCUGGAACUUACAACCCCUACACAUCUCCUGUACCGGUAGGUACUCCCCACCGGACCAGUCCUUAUAGACCCGCUAUUAGUCGUGACGUGAGUCCGUUAAGCACGGAUAUCAAUGCGAAUGUGACUCGAACUAUGUCCGCUAGCAGUGACGGAUCUAAAAGUGUACAGUCAGAGAGAAGAGUCCGAUUUGACGAAGCAUCGACGGCAACGGAAUACGAUAGAUUGUCGAACAGCUCAGAGUCUUUGAGGGAAGGGGGCUCCUCGCCCGCGACCACCCUGAAACCCGCAUGGAGCAGCAAAAUCAAAGCCUUUGCCAUCGGCGAGGCUUCCCCACCUCAUUCUGGUAAUUUUGUGAAAGCAUCUGUUAGUGAUAAGAAGAAGUUCUUUGAGAACGCCAUGGAAGAGAGCCACAAACCGUCACCUAAACCAGAGAGAGUAUUCACAUUCCUCUCAGCAGAUGAGGUGGAGAAAUUGAAGCAAGAAGAGGAAAGGAAGAUGGCUUCGUUAUCUCGGAGUGAGCUCGGCUCCUGGUCCCCCGGGGAGGACCGGCACAGCGGAUACAGUAGCCACUCCGACGAUGAACUAUAUGAGAACGGACAUGCUAGAUCGGGUGGCGUGAGUCCCUCCGCGAAGUCUCAACGGCGUCGCGAGGCCCGGCCGGGAGCCGCGCCCGAGGACAGCGCCGCCCGCGCCGCCCGGCGCGCGGCCUGGCGCGCGGCGCGACUUCGCUCGCUCGAACAGGAGGCUCUUGAAUCACAGAAAGUCAUAAAGAGCAUGGUGGGUCCCACGACUGAAAUUAUCGGUGAGAUCCCGCCGAGAGACAAAUCCCCGACAGAGAACUGGCCCCUGCCACGUAUCGCGUUACGAACUAAACCGGGCCCUAUACUGGCCGUCAAGGAGAAGGAAAAAUUGUUAGACGAGCGCAUAACCCUACGCACCGAGGAAUACGUGUGCCCGGCGACCGGCGAGACUAAAGUGCACACCGUCGAGUACAUUGAGAAAGUCAUUGAGAAAGAGGUGGAAACUACGCAAGAGAAGAUAAUAUCUUUGGAACUGACAACGAGUCCUGUAAGCGAGACGGCUCCGUGCGGGCUGGGGGAGGGCGACUGCAGCCUUGGGGCGGAGGAGGGCUCGCUGCAACCGGACAUCGUGCAGGUCGUUAACCCGCUGUUAGACGGGGGCGCCGGCCGCGUCACCGCCAUUCCCGUCGGGCCCGACGUCCGCCUCACUUACACGGACGCCGCGCAGUGAGACGACCGCCGCUGUGUACUCGGCGUGAGCUUUUUAACGUUCUCAAUAGCGUAAACGUUAUCUCAAAUUGUGGAGAGUAUUAAGCGAUAGGCAGCGGCUUGUCUCUGCCCCUGGCAUUGCUGAUGUCCAUGGGCGAUGGUAAUAACUCACCAUCAGGUGAGUCUUGUGCUCGUCUGCCUAGAAGGGCAAUAAAAAAAAAUGCAGUUGGAACAGCGCCCCUAGCGGCAAACGUUCCAUUUACAUACAAAUUUUAGUAAACUAUAUAACUAAAAGUUAACUUAAAUUUGUAUUGAGUUGGGAGGUUUGCCUACGUUUACCGCUAGGGGCGCUGUUCCAACUACGCACAAAUUUGACUUUUACGCUAUCGAGAACGUUAAAAAACUCGCACUAAGCACACUGUUAGUCUCAUCUGGGACUUCGAUCUCGUGUCUCCACGGUGGGCUGCCGUAAAUGCCAAGAUAAUAAAAAUCUCCGCUCUGCAUACAGGACGAACCCAUGACAGAACACAACCGCUCGCUAUGACACUAAAUAUUUUAAUACGCGUACACACGACCGAUUCGAUCCGAUUGUAGAUUUCUUCGACGUAACGAGUUAUAAAGAUGUAAAAAAAAAAAAAAAUUCCAUCAUUAUUUUUGUAUUGCAACUGUGAUAAUAAACUUACGAAUUCCACCGAUUUUUAUUCUAUUGAGUUUUGAAGAAAUCGACCAACGAUACGUGUUUCUAAUAGCAUUUUGACUUAUCACAAUUUUUUUUUUUUUUUAAUAAUUUUAUGUAACAUUGAUUUCGCGACGGAGAUUUUAUUUUAAUUAAAAUAAAUAGGUGUUAUACUAUUUUGGUAUUAUUAUUAUUAUAAUAAUUAUAAUAUAUUCUUGAAUACUUUACGUAUUUAAUUGUAAUCACUUUCAUUCCGUUCAAGUUAUUGGUAUGUGACUGAAUGUUUAAUGUACCUGGAUAGGAAACAAAUGAUGUAACUAGAAAUGAUAAUUAUAUGGGGAACGUCAAAUAAAUGUAAAUAACAUCAAAAAUACAGUAUUCAUUAUUUGUAACAAUUUGUUUUAAUAAGUUGGCAUCACACAGACGACCAAUCAUAGAAGUAUACAAUUAGAUAAUCUUUAAAAAAUCAUUUAUGUAUGAAUUUCAACAGUAUUUAUUUUCAUAUAUUAUUUUUAUGUUACGCGUAUUUUAGUUAUGUGGUGCCUUUUAUUCUCAAAUGAGAUUUUUUAUAAUUUAUAAAUUGUCACUUUGAUUUCAUUUAAACAUAAUUUUGAUUUAAUUAAUUUUAUACAAUACGAUAUUAUGUAUUUUUUCCUAUACAUAGUUUAAGGUAAUGUGUGCAUUUGAAUAUAAAGUCUGCCAAUGUAUUAAUUAUCUUGCAGUAUAUUUAAAUUUAAUUAAAUUAUUAUGCAAACGUUUGUUACAAAAGAUUCCGUAAGAAUCGAUAUAUUAUUCGAAAAUUUGUAUUUGAUAUAUUUAAAUUAAUUUGUAAUGUACUUUUGGCAUGUUCAACGAGUGUUUCAUAAAUGUGUGUCCUUGAUACCUUUUAAGGUUUUUAGCGAGUAAAUACGUGCAUUGUAAACUAAUGAAAUUAUUGUAUGUUUGUCCCAACUAAAUGGUUUAAUAUAUAUUUUAAUAAAAUUAAUAA